UCAGGGUGGACGAUCCAUUUCCUGUGCUGCCUGCUGGAGAGAAGGAAGAUGUGGACAAUAGGAAGCGCUGGCAGGAGGGGAGGCGAUGCGGAUCGAAGGAGCACUACUGAUCGCUGGUGAGCUGGAUGUGUAACUUAAUGGAAUGUGAAGGGGAAUGAAGCCUCACAUAGGUCUGCAGAGGUAGCAGGGCCUCAGACAAGCCAAGACAUGAAGCUCAAUGAGAGGAAUUUGGUCUAUUAUGCCACCUGCAAGUCUCCAGUGGAUAAAUGUGGGUUCUUGUAUAAAAAGGGUGAGCGCAAUGCUUCCUAUCAUAGGCGCUGGUUUGUGCUGAAGGGUAACAUGCUCUUUUAUUACGACGGUGAAGACAGUAAAGAGCCCCUCGGAGUGAUUAUACUGGAAGGGUGUAGAGUGGAGCUAUACGAGUCUACUGAAGAAUUUGCUUUUGCUAUCAAAUUUGGCUAUGCCAAAUCCCGUGCCUAUGUUCUUGCUGCUGACAACCAAAGCACAAUGGAAUCCUGGGUAAAGGCUCUUUCCAGGGCAAACUUUGAAUACAUCAGACUUGUAGUAAAUGAACUUCAGGAGCAGCUCGUGGAAAUAAAGAAAAGUCAGAGGUCAAUUAGUGGAACUAGGGACACUACAGAAUUAAAUCCCAGUUCCCAUAGGGACUGUCCUGCUGUCCCUGAUAUUCAGGAUAGGCCUUUUCUAAAAGACAAUGGCAGCGUGCCAUGGAAUAGCCCUCCAGAUAAUGUGCCUAAUGGUGUCGCUCUUACAAAUGGGCCAAAAUAUAAAUACACAGAAGGGCAUUUAAGAGAUGACCCAGGGGAGAGUGCCCAGCUUUACUUCAUGGCAUCUGAGAAGAGUCUGCAGAGUGACAGUAGUGCCAGUAAUGAGGAGGCUGAAGACACUCCCAACUUCUCCAGGCUUCAUGAUUUAUUUGGUAAAGAAAUUCUGGAACUAAGAUCACAGUGGGCUAAAAACGCCUAUGAACAAUCAUGAGCAGCAUGCUGGAAAUCUCUACUUGGUGUCA
Molecule: messenger RNA, 1027 nt
Organism: Nanorana parkeri
Lineage: Eukaryota; Metazoa; Chordata; Amphibia; Anura; Dicroglossidae
Gene: PHETA1
Product: family with sequence similarity 109 member A
Exons: 3
Coding region: 208-996 (262 amino acids)
Biological process (GO): endosome organization; receptor recycling; retrograde transport, endosome to Golgi
Cellular component (GO): trans-Golgi network; early endosome; recycling endosome
Source: RefSeq, a predicted model, not a curated record